Molecule: messenger RNA, 5598 nt
Organism: Penicilliopsis zonata CBS 506.65
Lineage: Eukaryota; Fungi; Ascomycota; Eurotiomycetes; Eurotiales; Aspergillaceae
Exons: 2
Coding region: 1-5598 (1865 amino acids)
Biological process (GO): Golgi organization; autophagy; COPII vesicle coat assembly
Cellular component (GO): ER to Golgi transport vesicle membrane; endoplasmic reticulum exit site
Source: RefSeq, a predicted model, not a curated record
AUGUCAGAAAUGGAGGGCUCCGUCAUGCCUCCCUUGGCCGCCUCGCCGUCGUGGAAUCCCGCGUUCAGACCCGACGAACAGUCUCCGUCCCACGAAGCCGAUCCGGACACGGUGGCUUUGGACACGCAAGAGCAGAUCGCCGAACCUGUUGCGGAUAUCCCAGAUUCGGGUGUCACGUCGACCUCUGGUGAGGUUUCUAGCGACAAGGCGACUCUCGAAGACGUAAACACACGCGGUAAUAGUGCUCAGGACGCCCCGGAUGCUGAGACCACCCCGGACGAUCAGCAUGAGACGAGUGAUGCUCCGACAGAGAUAUUGAACGAGGGAAAGGACGCUUCGGAGACUUUAGAGCAGCAGGUCGAGGCGCCGGAUCCUGUUGUGGAAUCGGAAUCCACCCCGGUGGACGAGGAACCAGCGCUGGAAACCGCAGCCAGUGCUCCCAAUCUCGUACCCCAAGAAGAUGCGUUCGAACAGGUACCCAUUGAACGACCCACGGAAGACUUGUUUCCGUCAGCUACGGAUGAUACUGCUCAAUCUGGCGCCUUUGACGAUAGCAUGGCUUGGAUGAACGAGGACGAAGGCAAGGAUACCACUGUGACUAGCAAUGGUGACGUGAAUAACGAAGCUGCGCCCUUCUGGGCAAACGACGGUGACGAUAACGAUGAUGAUGACGAGGAGGGAGGGUUCUUUGAUCAGCUCAAGACGCAGACGAAGCCUAUCUACGUUCCUCCGGAAGCAGAAUCGAGAUUUGAAGAAGGCGUUCCGCUCCUGGACGAGUCGACCGAUAUACCCACGCCCUUAACGACGCAUCCCGAGACCCAAAUACAGACAAUGUUUGAUGAGGGCGAGGACGAGGAAGAUGAUGGUUUCUUCAGCUCGGUGCAGAAGUCGACCAACGAAGACUCUCAACAGUCGUUUCACAUCACCCGCAAGAGCACUUCCCAAGUUAUGGGCUCUCUCGAUCUGACACCGGACUCUCCGAUGGUCGACAGUCCGUCAGCACCCUUGCCGCCGACAGACUCUACUACGGGCUUGACUGCAACCGUGGGUGCCAUUAAGAAGCAGUCUUCUGAAGAGGAUCUUGCAGCCCGUUGGCAAGCUGAACUCAGCGACGAUGAUGACCUUCUCUUGGGAGAUGAUGCGGAUGAACAAGAACCCGUACAAGCAGUCCAGGAGCCGUCUGAAGCCACUGUAAGCCAGCAGUCUGUGGGCUUGGGCAGUCCUUUCGCGACCCCUCAAAGCACUUUCCCACCUCGCACCGAUGCAGCCAGAUACACCCCUCAUCAGCCAUCGACAUCAGACCUCGUCAACGGGAUUCCCCUCGUCGGCGCGGCAACUCCUCAGGCGAACGUGGCCCCCGUUGGAUCAUACUUUGCGCCCCGUCCGGCGUUGCAAACCGCGAAUAGAACAGAGAGCUUUGUGGACUCCAAAAGCGGUUACAAGUCGCCGUACGAUCUGCCCGAAGACCUGACCCGCACGCGAAGGCCGGUGGUCACUCAGAAGCCGGUGGUUGCACAACCAGGAACUAUGCCUCCACCGCCUCCUCGCAGCAGUAGUAUGACUACUCUUCCGCCUGUUUCAACAAUGCCUCCCCCGUCUGCUGUCCCGUCAAUGCUGCCUGGUGGUGCUCCUCCGGUCGUGACUCCGGUGGUCUCCAAGAACUUCUUUGAAGAACUUCCAUUACCGCAGCGACCCCGACCGGCUCCUUCUGGUCGCUAUACGCCUGACCAUAGUUCCGUGCCGCCGGCGGUGUCACAUAUGCCUCCUCCUCCUCCCCCUCCUCCCGCUGUUACUACGAACGCCUAUGCAAGUGUUCCACCACCCUCACACGUCCUCUCACCAACGAGUGAGGCUUCUUAUCAAUCCCAACUCCAACAGCCUGAACGGAUGGAUCCCUACGCGAACCACCUUGCGCCAGCCGCCCCUGCUCCUCCAAGCGCUGCUUCUAGGUACUCCCCGAAACCACCUGGCCUGCAGGUUGGAGCCAAGCCCAGCGCUUCACCGCGAUACUCACCGGCACCCCCCCCUUCAUCCGCCCCUCCUGCUCGCAACCGUUACGUCUCGCAACCAGUCGGUGUUGCUUCUCCCACGAACUCGCUUCCCUUUCAGCCGCGCACAUCAAGUCCGUUGGCUUAUCAUGAGAAGGCUGUAGACCGGGCCGAAGCACCGCCAGCCUUGUCUGUGGACCUAGGCAGUUCUCCCCCGAGACGUUCGCACCUGCGACAGAGCAUCGAUCAGAGCUCCAUUAUGCCUCCAAAUAUUCCAGUGAUUCACGAGGGUUCGGCAGCUGUUGAGCCUGCAACCCGGAGCAUUGCGCCCCCAGCUCCUUUGCAGCAAGAUCAAAGUCCGCCACGCAACCGCUAUGCUCCUGCAGCGCCACAGAUCCCUACGAAUGCCUACGCCCCUUUGCAAGAGCAGAACUCUCCACCGAGAAACCCUUAUGCUCCACAGGAAUAUGUCAACGAAUUUUCCAAGCGAGUUGCUCCUGUGGGUUCGAGCCCUCCGCCCGCCCUUCCCGUGGUGUCUGCAUAUGCUACCCCCUCGGCUGGGGACUCGCAGUUUGGCCCACCCCGGAGAUCCCAGACUCAGUCUCCCCGUCAUGUUUCGUGCCCACAGACUCUCUCUAUCCCUCCGGUGGAGCCUCACCAACGUCCGGCCUCUACCAACACCGCUGGGUCACCCACCAAAGCAGUCAACCCUUAUUCGGCGCCUUCACACAAUCGCAUCUCUUCGCAACAGCUUGACUUCAUACCCCCGACUGAUGGGCUUCAGCUUGACCCCCUUGAAAGAUGGAAGGGAGCUCCCAUCUUUAAGUUUGGCUUUGGUGGUAUCACGAGCUGCUUCCCUAAACAUAUUCCUCGCUACUCUGCUGGCCAGGUUGCACCGAUGAUCAAGUCGUCACCAGGCAUAGUGAAUGUAAGCCAGUUUAACACAUCGGUGGUCUCUACCAAUGAAUUGGUGCGGCAUCCGGGUCCUCUCAAGACCAAGGCGAAGAAGAAGGACCUUCUCGCAUGGCUCUCCAGCAAAAUCACCGCCUUCGAGAAUGAAGGCUCACCAGAUCCUGCGCGAUCCGAUGAUGAUGCUUACAAGCGUCACGAUGAGAAGGUCCUUCUCUGGAAAGUUGUCAAAAUUCUAGUGGAACACGACGGCAGCUUGGAUGGUACAGUUGAUAUCCAGAAGUCUGUCCGCAACGUUAUUUUCCCCCAUCUGCAAGCCGAGGGGUCUGAUGCGCCCUACGGAAAUGGGUACACUUCUACGGCAUCGUCUUUCCAACCAGUUAACACACCUUCCCAACCCGAUGCUGUUGAUGCUCAAUCCCUGGAAACUCUGCGUAACUAUCUUGUGGCUGGGGAUCGGGAAAAGGCUGUCUGGGCUGCUGUGGACCAAAGGCUCUUUGGCCACGCGAUGAUUAUCGCAUCAACGAUGGACAAGGCUGUCUGGAAGCAAGUCGUGCAAGAGUUUGUCAGGCGGGAAGUGAGAACAUUGCAAGGCAAGACCAAGUCUCUCGCGGCCCUGUAUGAGAUCUUUGCCGGAAACAUCGAAGAAAGUAUCGACGAGCUGGUACCGCCCAGUGCCAGAGCGGGCUUUCAAAUGGUCAGCAUGGCCAAUGGUCAAGGACCUGCUCAGAAUGCACUGGAGGGUCUAGAAAGUUGGCGUGAGACUUUGGGAUUAGUGCUCAACAACCGUAGCCCCGAGGAUCAUCAGGCACUCCUUGCCCUCGGGCAAUUGCUGUUUUCUUACGGGCGCGUUGAGGCUGCCCAUAUUUGCUACAUCUUUUCACGCUCCUCGACAUUCGGAGGCGCUGACGAUGUGCAUGCCAACAUCGUCCUUCUCGGAGCUGACCACCAGCGUUCACCAACUAGUCUGCUCGAUGACGAUACUAUCCUUCUGACGGAAGCGUAUGAAUACGCCACCUCGGUCCUUGCGAACUCGCCAACGGCUUCUAUGCCGCAUCUUCACUCCUUCAAGCUGCUGCAUGCACGCUCCCUGGCGGAGCGUGGCUGUACAUCCGAGGCACAGCAAUACUGUGAUGCGAUUGCCUCCAGCGUCAAAGCGACGACGCGGCCAUCGGGCUAUCACCACCAGCACUUGUUUUCUGAAGUCGACGAGCUGUCUGCACGCCUCAAGCAGGCCACCAGUGACAGCGCCUCCUCUUGGAUGUCCAAGCCUAACAUGGAGAAGGUGUCUGGAUCCAUGUGGGCAAAGUUCAAUAGCUUCGUUGCCGGUGAAGAUAGUGAUGUGGGAUCAACAGGCUCUGGUAGAGCAGGGGACGCUGACCUGGGACCCUUUGCCAAAAUCACCGGCACCCCCACGGUCAGCCGCUCGCCGUCCGUGUCAGACCUCUACGGCUCUUACCCUGGCUCCGGAGCACAGCCUAUCCCCGCGGGUGCGUCGUCACGGUAUCACCCGAGCAAUCAAUAUGCUCCGAACUCCUCGCCCGAGCAAUAUCGUGGCCGGUCAUCUCUGGAUUCUCAGAGGUCGCCUUCCUUCGCAGCAGCUCCGUUUGGCCAACGCCGCGGUUCACAAGACCCGUCUACACCCAUUGAUUCCAUCAACCCGUAUCAGUUUGGACAGAUGUACGGCUCCCCGCAGCCGAUCAUGGGCUAUCAAUCGACGCCUCCGCAGAGCUCCUACAUGCCUCUUGCUCCUGUCGAGGAAGAUUCGAGCCCCCGCGGCCCUGCCACACCCGCUACACCGCAGUUGUCUUCCAUGCCCAUGGGAUCUUAUCAACCCCAGAUGCAGCCGGCUCCUGCCGAAAAUGCGCCGGUCGCAGAGACACAUGGCUACACGCCUCCUACCAGCAAUUAUGGAUAUGAGCCUCCAUCCGGCGGAUACGAGCCGGCUGCCCCUUCGGCUGAGGAUGAAGAUGAAACGCCCGUCGAUGGGCCUCCGAAACACAAGUCCUUCAUGGGAGAUGACGAUGACGAGGAUGAUCUUGCGGCCCGUGCCGCAUCGAUCCAGAAGGCAGAGAAAGCCCGCAAGGAUCGAGAGGCAGACGACGCCUUUAAGGCGGCCGCCGAAGCAGACUCUAAACGACCUUCGCAUCAACAAAAGAAGAGCUGGUUCGGCGGCUGGUUCGGCGCGAAGAAGGAGGCAGAUAACAUCGGCGGUGGUCCCAUCCGCGCCAAGCUGGGCGAGGAAAGUUCGUUCUACUACGACAACGAGCUCAAGAAAUGGGUGAACAAGAAGGAUCCCAACAGUGCGACUCCCACAGCUGCCACUCCGCCGCCGCCCCGGGCUCCCAGCCGGACCGCCAGCGCCAGCAGCGCCCCUCCACUCAACGGGCCUCCCCCGCCAGCCCCGGGGUCCAACCCGAACAGUCGACCGUCAUCAGCAGCAGGUGUCCCCCCGCCUUUCUCUGGCCUGGGGACUCCGCCUCCCCCGAACAUCGCCGUGGCUCGAUCCGUGUCCACGGGGGCCACGAUGCUCCCUACCCCCCCGAGCAGUGCGUCCGGCCUGGCACCACCGCGCCCGGCUUCGUCGCUGAGCCAUGCCACGUCGAUCGAUGACUUGAUUGGCGCCCCGCAGCCUCGCAAGGGAGGCGCCUCCAAGGCAAAGAAGAAGGGCCGUGGCUAUGUCGAUGUCAUGGCGAAAUGA